GCUGUGAGCACGUGGUUUAAAGACGCCGCUCCUUUUUCCCGAGAGGCGUUGCGGGUUUUGCAGAGGUGAAAAUGGCGGGCAGGGCACCCGUUUCAGCUGGCAGUCGUCUGUUUGAGGGAUUUCGCAAAUGGUAUUACAAUGCACAAGGAUUCAACAAAUACGGAUUAAGGCGUGAUGAUAUACUAGAUGAAACUGAUGUUGUCAAAGAAGCAGUAAAGAGACUUCCGGAAGAUGUAUAUUAUGAGAGAAUAUUUCGCCUCAAGAGAGCAGCCCAGUUGAGUCUGACACAUGAAAUCCUUCCUAAAGAUCAGUGGACAAAAUAUGAAGAGGAUAAGCCUUAUCUUUGGCCACAUGUGGUGGAAGUCAUGCGUGAAAGACGUGAAAAAAAAGAAUUCAGAGAUAAAUAAUUUUCUGCCAUUUAUUUAAGCAAAUAUUUUCUUUAGAAUGUAAUUUGUUUGGGCAGAGAUUUUGAAUAUUUCGAAUGCUGAGCAAGAAUUCUUUGCUUAGUAAUACUUGGUCAUCCGGUUCAAAUAAACUUUACCAAACCUU
This is a messenger RNA of Ahaetulla prasina, 549 nucleotides long. Its product is annotated as cytochrome b-c1 complex subunit 7. The coding region runs from base 72 to 407 and encodes 111 amino acids. The transcript has 4 exons. Lineage: Eukaryota; Metazoa; Chordata; Lepidosauria; Squamata; Colubridae. The record is from RefSeq and is a predicted model, not a curated record. Gene Ontology annotation, biological process: mitochondrial electron transport, ubiquinol to cytochrome c.